This is a messenger RNA of Chironomus riparius, 6818 nucleotides long. Lineage: Eukaryota; Metazoa; Arthropoda; Insecta; Diptera; Chironomidae. The record is from the annotation of a GenBank genome assembly.
UUCCGACACACUAAAGUCUAUCCUUUAUAAAACGCUUUUUAUUAACAACAAUUCGACUAAACUUGUUUUGUUUCUCUCUCGCCGCUCUCUCAAAAUUUAUAACUCGUUUGUAUACAUAAAUUUCAUACCAGUCGCUAUAGUGAGCACAUUCAGUCCAUUCUUUCCAUCGAUAUUGAACGUACGUAGAUAUUUAUAACAGUCAUAAAAGGAGAAGAAAAUUGUAGAAAAAGAUUCUUUUUAACAUUAUCAGCAAGGAAUUGAAGUGGAUUUUUUAAAAUUAUUGUGAAUUAUAGUAAAACAUAUGUAACAGAUAGUAUUUGAAUACAUAUCAUUAUUGCGGAAAAGUGUUGUUUCUCACUUUUUUCUCUCCUUUAUCAUAUCGAGUAUAAAAAAAAAGUUUUUGUCGCUAUCGAUUUUUUUCUCCGUUUCCUAUUAAACAGUUUUUUUUUGUUUUGUCAUGACAUUCUGAAUAAGAUACAAGUGAACAUUACUUCGACAAAGGCAAGUUAAGUAACUUAGCUCACAUAUGUAUAUGGAUAUUUUUAAAAAUAGUCAGUGUGUGAUAAGAUAUCUUUAGCAUUUCCACUGUAACUAAACACAACAAAAUUAUAUAUAAUAAAUAAAAAAUAAUCAGCAGUGAAAUAAAGAACUGAGAUUUUUUUAAAAUACAAUUUACUCGUGGUCGAGAGAAAUUACAGUUUUAUUAAUUUGUGUUCGACACUUAUUGUCAUUGUGAUUAUUAAUAAAUUAAUCAACAUCAAAUAAAAAGUUUAAUACAAUUGUGAGGAAAAAUAGUCUAUCAUAAUCAGUAAUUUCACACAUUUAUAAAUUGCAUUGAAGUAUGAAUCAAUACUAAUAAUUAACGAAGAGGUUUCACCUUAAGAAUAAUGUUAAUAAGAGGAGAAGAAAGCAACUCAUGAGUGCUAUAAAACUGUAAAAUCAACAUUUUACAACAUUUCGCCGAAGUGUAUAGGAAACAUAACAAAUAACUACGAAAGAGAAGGCAAAAAGCGAAAGAAGUAAAGCAAAGAGACUCAUCAUCAUCAUCAUCGAACUGGACGUGGCGAGUCGUUGAAGAAGAACAAUAAUAGACACACGAAACAGACAUACAAAAUAAAGACAUCUGAAAAUGACAUCGUGAAAAUCCAUCACAUCGUCGAUAGUUUCGAUAAAUCACAAUAUACAGUAGCAUAUCUUAAAUAAGUAAUAUCAUUUGCACAUAUCCCUAACUUAUAUAUAUAUAUAUCUGCAAUAAUAAAUCUCGACUGAAAAUCAUUCCUGAAGAGUAGACGAGCAGAGUCAAGACAUAAAAAAUGAUUUGUAGACGAAAAUCAUCACUUUUUAAAAUUCUCUUAGCCAUUCUCGCAAUAUGGUUCACAGUUGUGUUCUUUUUCUCUGAUAAUAACCGAUCAUCAGAUGCCAAUGUCAUACUAUCGCCACAAUUAUUACAACAACAUGAAGACCAUAAUGCCAAAUCAUAUGAUAAAUCAAAUAAAUUUAAAAAUUUCAUCAUUGAUAGUUAUAAAGAUGCACACGAAGGAAUUGCUAAUGCAAUUGUAAAUAAGAAAUUCCCACAAGUUAAUCCAUUCGAGAAACCGGAAGUUGAUGAGAAUGAUAUGAUUAAUGCAAUAGCUGGCGAGCAUGAAGAGGAAGUGAGAGAAGAGCAAGAACAGCGUGAGGAGAAACGACCAUCGACAAAGUCAAAACUUCCUUCAAAGAAGCGAUUCGGACAGAAGGAUGGUGAGGAUGUUGGCUUCAUCCCACCACCCAAUGAUUUAGGUUUAGAAAGUCCUGGCGAAUUGGGUAAGCCAGUGACAUUGCCAACUAAUUUAACUGCUGAUGUAAAAAAGAUGGUCGACGAGGGAUGGGUGAAAAAUGCAUUUAAUCAAUAUGUUUCUGAUCUCAUCAGUGUAAGACGUAGUCUUCCCGAUCCACGUACGAAAUGGUGUAAAGAGUCUGAGAAGGAUUAUAAUAAGGAUUUACCCCAAACAUCUGUGAUUGUUACAUUCCAUAAUGAAGCUUGGUCGACAUUACUUCGGACAGUUCAUUCAAUUUUAGACAGAUCACCAGAUCAUCUCAUAAAGGAAAUUAUUCUGGUUGAUGACUUCUCUGACAUGCCACAUUUGAGGAAGCAACUUGAGGAUUAUUUGCUCAAUUAUCCAAAAGUUAAAGUUUUGAGAGCCAAAAAACGUGAAGGUUUAAUUCGUGCUAGACUUUUAGGAGCUGUUGAGGCAACAGCACCGGUAUUGACAUUCUUAGAUUCGCAUAUUGAAUGCACAACGGGUUGGCUUGAGCCAUUACUAGAUAGAAUUGCAAAAAAUACAACAACAGUUGUUUGUCCUGUGAUUGACGUUAUUGACGAUACAACUCUUCAAUAUCAUUAUCAUGACUCAACGGGUGUUCAAGUCGGUGGAUUUGAUUGGAAUUUACAAUUCAAUUGGCAUCCUGUUCCUGAAUCGGAAAGAAAACGUCACAAAGAUCCAUCAGAGCCUGUAUUUUCACCGACUAUGGCUGGUGGAUUGUUCUCAAUCGAUAAAGUUUUCUUCGAACGUUUAGGAAUGUAUGAUCCAGACUUUGAUAUUUGGGGUGGUGAAAAUCUAGAGUUGAGUUUCAAGACAUGGAUGUGUGGCGGUACUCUUGAGAUUGUCCCAUGUUCUCAUGUCGGUCAUAUCUUUAGAAAGAGAUCACCUUACAAAUGGCGAACAGGUGUGAAUGUUUUAAGAAGGAAUUCUAUCAGAUUGGCAGAGGUAUGGAUGGACGAUUACUCAAAGUAUUAUUAUCAACGCAUUGGCUCAGACAAAGGUGACUUUGGCGACAUCAGCGACAGAGUAAAGUUGAGGACUGAUCUUCAAUGCAAGACUUUCCAAUGGUACCUCGAUACCAUCUUCCCAGAAUUGUUCAUUCCAGGUGAUGCAGCAGCACAAGGAGAGAUCAGAAAUAAUGCCUCAAAUACGUGUGUCGAUUCUGCUGUUAAGCCAGAUGAUUUACAAGGGCCGGUUGGUUUAUGGCCCUGUCAUAACCAGGGUGGCAAUCAGUACUGGAUGCUAUCGAAAACGGGUGAAAUUAGACGAGAUGAAGCGUGUCUGGAUUAUGCAGGUUCUGAUGUUAUUCUCUACCCUUGUCAUGGCGGAAAAGGCAAUCAGUUCUGGACAUAUCGUGCUGAUACAAAACAGCUUCAUCAUAAAUCAUCGGAUAGGUGUAUGGAAAUAAGCAGUGACCAUCAAAAGCUAUUCAUGUCAGAAUGUAGUCCUCAUAAAGAAGCUCAAAAAUGGUUGUUUGAAAACUACGAUCCUAGCAAAAUGCUGAUAUAAUCAAGGAUUCAAAUCUAAAAGGUUUAUUCUAUUUUUGAAUAUAGAUGUGAUAAAUUGAUAGGAGUGAAAAUGAGAGAUGAAACUUAAUUUUAUAUUAAUCAAUGCAAAAUGUUGAAAAACGAGGGUUGAGAGUUCUUUUACUUAUCAAAAAUUCAAGUCCUGUAAUUUUUCAAAUUAAUUACGUUCAUUAAUUUGAAAUUGUUAGGAUUUUACAUAAAAAGGAUAUUACAAUGUGGGGGUUGGUGGUUUUUUAUACAUGUUGAUGCUCAAUUGGAUCUAGUUGCGAAGAGUUGUAGUAUCUAAAGAUUAUUAAGGAUUCAAAUGGAAGCUGUUUAAGUCAAAAUCAUUAAAUUCGAGGACUUUCUACUAAUACAGAGGAUUCUCUAGAAUUUCUCGUACUUACAGUUAAAUAAUUCACAAAAAUGUUAUAUGUAGCCGUGCUAUGGUCCUGGAAAAUCCAAAAAAAAAAACAUCACAAUCAACCACAACCCCCCACGUCUACCCACUACCCCCUUUCCAACUGCCGACUUAGUCUUCAAAUAUAAACUGAUUAACUAAUGCAUAUUAUAUACAUAAAUUCAAACUUUUAUCAGGUAGUCAGUAGAAUUAAAGUGAUUUUUUUUCCAAUACAUUAUUAUGAUAUACAUAUACAUAAAUGAUGAUACACUAGAGAUAAUGCAUCAAAAAAUUAAAAAAAAAAAACACAAUUUAAUGUUUGCUCAACAAAUGAGAAUAAAAUUAAUUCAAGAUCGUACAAAUUUUUAUACAAAAAAAAAAAAAACUGAAAGAAAAAUUGUAGACAAAAAAGAAGAAAAUUUGCAAUGCACAUUUGCUGUGUUUUUGCUUUCAUUCUAUUCACAUUCUGUGUACUUUUGAGAGUUGAUGAAUGAGGAACACAAAGAAAAUUGUUAUUUACACAUAUCUAGAUAUCCGACUUCUUUUUCAUCUUUCCCAUUUUUUUUACUUCAUUAUAAGAGAUGAAAAAAUAGAAAUAAGAGAGGAACAACAGCAGCAAAUAGAGGAAAAAAGAGAAGCAAAAAGCAUUCCAUUUUUAUUUCACACAAAUGAUAAGUCUGAAAAGGAAAACAUUUGUUUUAUAAUCCUACAUGUUCAUGCUGAUUUCUUUACGUCUUCAUACAGGCAUAAGCAGUGUUGUUGAUCUAAAUGCCUGGGUUAGGUCAGAUUAUAUCUCAAUAAAGGAUAUUUUGGUCAGAGGUAAGCUGUUCGAGUUAGAUUCAAAUGUUGUAGGAACCUAGUCUAGUGUAGACGUCGAGGCAAGAGAACUAGCUUAGUUUCGAUCGUAGAAUUGUCUAAGUUUGGUCUAGAUCUAGCAGAGCUCGAAGUCGACUCGAGAUUUUUUAUCGAUUUCCUAUGAUGAAGUCAACUCCAAGUCGACUCGACUCCAUACAAAAUUUCGUCAAUUUCGAGCUCUGAGAUUUAGUCUAGGUUUGAUUUUGGUCAACUCCUGAGCUAGGUUGAACUCUGAAUAGCUAUGACUUAACUGACCUAAACUAUGAAAAGCUAGUAGCUACACCAUUAUUGAAUGAACAAGCAGUAAUAUUAAAUCCUUCCCUGGCAUAAAGCUAGAUUACCAACACUGCGCAUAAGUGAUAGUUUUUGUCUUAAUUUUGUAUUAUCUUUUUAUACGAAGCUUUCUCUUCAUUUGUGCCACUAAGAAUUUAAAUACUAUGAAUAUAGUCAAAGCAUUUUUUUAAAAUAAAAUAAAUAUAUAAUCAUGAUGGCUAUCAAAACUGAUUCACAUAAAAUGCAUAACAAAUUUUAUUUAUUCACAUGAAUAUGACUUUUAACAUUAUGCAUAUCCAUGAUUGUAUGAAUUUUUGAGAGGUUGAGUGCUUGAUAGAGGUCAAUUACCUUUUUUGGAUUGAAUAACAUGCAAUGAGUUUUGUGUUAAGCAUUGCAAAUGAUGAUGGAUGAAGUACAUUUUCAAGUCCCUUGGAGAGGAUGUAGUCACAAAAAUAGAAUUUUCAUAAGAGUUGAAAAAUUCAGUAACAAAUAGCUAAAUUGAAACAACUUCCUGUCAUGAGACAUAAUCCAGAUACAUUAACAUAACACAACUCGACUCGUUUCCAAGAAGGAUUUUGUUUAUAGAAUAAAUAUUUUCGCCCUGGGAGGGGAAAAAACAGUAAAAAAUUAUCAUACGACUGCUGUAGGGCUAGUAAUCGAUUGACCCACGCUUGAGUAAUUUUUAAGCACGUGCAUUAAAUGAUGUUAAAUUAUGUGUGUACGAUGUGUUUUUUCGUGGAAGCCAAAAUGUAUUGAAUUUAAUAUGAAUAUGAUUUCACUCCUCAUUACCUCAUAUAAUCGUGAUUAAGGUGACAAAAAUUGGAGAUGAUUAUAAUGAAAUUUCAUUGAUUUAGUCUAGUUAUUUUGAAUGAAUUGUGAAAUUCAUGGAUAAAAAUUUUAAAUGCAUAGAACCAAACGAUAGAGAGCUAGUUCUCGCUGCUAGGAACUGAUGGAAGUCUCUAGGAGCUAGUCUUCGUUAUUAGGAGCCAGAUUUGGUCCCUAAGAGUUUCGGACUUUGUUUCUAGAAGCUAAUAUUGGUUGAUAAAAGCAAGUCUUGGUUGAUAAGAGCGAGUCUUGGUCCAAAUUAGCUACUCUUUGUCUAUUGGAGCUAGUUCUAGUUCCUAUAAGCUAGUCUUGUUUUCUAGCAGCUAUAAUUGAUCGAUAUAAGCUAAUUUUGGAACCUAGAAGCUAGUCUUGAUUCAUUAUAAAACAGUUUAUAAGGCGUUAUUGCAGAUUCCAAUUAAAUGAUUGGCAAAUAUUCAAACUUCAAUUAUUGCCACCUGAAGAUAUGCAAAUCAACAAAAUCAAAGAAUUUUGUACUUAUUACUCUGAUCAAGCCAUUCAAAUUGCAUUCGUUUUUUGCUAGAUAAAUUAAUUCUAAAGCAUUAAAAAAAAUUCCUUACUAAAUCUUCUAUAAAGAAAUUAAAAUGGAUUUAUAAAUAAAAAUAUCAUUCGAAAAAAAGAAGAUGAUUAAAAUCUUUGACGUGCCUUAAAAAUAUUAUCAAAUAAAUUAAUUUAAAGUGAAUAUUGUAAAUAUCAAACAAAACAACCUUACAUAUCCGUAACCAUAUUUGGGUAAAAUUCUACUAUAUAUAUAUUUCCUACCUUUCUGAACAUUUACUUCUAAUUAUAAUAUAAAUAGACUGUUGCAAUUGUAAUAAAAGAAAGUAUCUUAAUUUUUUUUUCGUAUGUGGUACUUAAAAUAAUUAAUUUUCUUAGAUAAAAUAUGAGAAAUUGAUUAAGCAAUAAUUAAAUAAAUUUUUUUGUUAUAUUUUUUUUUGUCAAUGUGUAUUGUUCAAAAGUGAAAGUACUUUAAGGAUUAGUUUGAAUUUUAUUUUUAAAAAAAUUAUUAUGCAAUACAAGCAAAUUCAAAAACUAUUAUAAAAAUCAGUAUAUGAAGAUGAAAAUUAUAAAAAUUAAGCUCUUCAAAUUGUAUGAUUGACACACAAAAAAAUUGUGAAUAUUAAAAAAAUUAAAGCACAA